This is a messenger RNA of Lobosporangium transversale, 1884 nucleotides long. RefSeq lists its product as hypothetical. The transcript has 9 exons. Gene Ontology annotation, biological process: Golgi to plasma membrane protein transport. NCBI's taxonomy places the organism in Eukaryota, Fungi, Mortierellomycota, Mortierellomycetes, Mortierellales, Mortierellaceae. Gene Ontology annotation, cellular component: trans-Golgi network. The coding region runs from base 185 to 1771 and encodes 528 amino acids. The record is from RefSeq and is a predicted model, not a curated record.
GAAGCUUUUGUUGAUUCUCGUCCUUAUAAUUCUGGCCCACUCUUUGUUCAUCACCCUCUAAUCCCUGCGACCCUCAAGUAUCCUCAAAAGCAUUGAACGCUAAAACUCAAACUCCAAGCUCACUGUAUAAAAUUCUUCCUCAGAUACAAUAUUGUACUGAAAAAAAUAAUCCUAAAAACCCAUCAUGGCUCAGCGUUUAGACCUAUCAAUCGCUCCAGGAAAACACCUUGGCUGGCUCAGGCUCGGUAUGUCUCUUUGGGACAUUAUCCGUCUUCUUCGCGAUCAAGCAGCGCUGAUCCCCGCAGUUGAACUUAAAUACAGCGAAGAGGACCCUUUUGCAGCUGAUAUUGUCCUCAAGCUGGCUUCAAAUGGAAUCGAGCUUCGAUUUGAACCCUAUUUACAGCGGCUGAAAUUGAUUCACGUUUAUGAUUUUUCGAGGCUACGCCUAACUUACAAAGGAGGCGAAGUCUGCUCAUCGAAAGCUCUCCCAACAUUCCUACUCAUCAAUCAGCUCAUCGGACCAACGUUCCCAGGAGAAUUCGACUCUUCAAACAAUCUCUAUACUUUGAGUUAUCCAGGGUUAUCGCUGGUGUUUCCGAUCCCUGAAAAACACACUCUCUUAUAUCAGACCUCUGCAGACCUACCUAUAGAAUUUCCUGAUGGUAACACACCUGUCGCCACUCAUAUGUACAUAUUCCACGGAGCUGAUUGGAUAACAGCUGCGCCUAUUCCUGUCACCACGCUUGCAAGAAAUAUCCAGGACAGUAGCAGCCCCAAUCUUUACAACGGUCGCAUCGGAGAGAAUAGGACAGAAGUUGAGAAGGUCGUAGCAAGGAUCAACUAUGGCGCAGUGCUUCAAUUCCCAGGACCUAUGCAGUCUCAAAAAUGCCUUAUUCAAUUACAUGUCACAACGCCUCAGGAUUUAUUAGCUGACCUGGGUUCACCAGGUAGUAUAUAUUAUAAGGAGGAUGAUAAAAUGCAGAUUCAUAACGACACGGAUGGCAGUCCUCAGUCCCAGCAGGUGGAUGAUGGUAUCCUUGGCGAGAUGGAGGACGUAGGCUAUGAUAGAUCCAGCCAUCCAGCAGAUGGUUCCCAUCAACCAAAUGAUUAUUUUUACAACUAUUUCCAUCUUGGUAUCGAUGUUCUGUUUGAUGGAAGUACGCAUCGAUGCAAGAAGAUUGUAAUGCAUACCAAUAUUCCUGGGCAUUUUGACUUUCAAAGUUAUAAAAGGUGUCCGUUUGUGUUACAUCUAACAUCCCCUCCGUCAAACUAUGACGCAGAAACAGCUAAAUUGUCCUCAAUUCCUUCUCAAACAAUGCAAAUACUUCCAUCAACACCUGAAGCUAUGAAGACUACCAGAAAGAAGUCAAGAGGCUCUUCUACAUCAGUUACCGAUUCUUUGGACCCCGUUCGGGCCUCAUAUUCCUCAACAGAUAGCCCACAUGGGUCGCCGGAUAAUUUUGGAUCAGAUCAAGAUAUGGCUAACAAUAAUAAUAUGCAGCGUCAGCUAGGUGGUGGAUUAACCGCAGUGUCCCCUGAAAAAGGAAUUUUCCCGGAUAUGAAGAUUUCCACGAUUAUGGCGCUUCUGGAUCCCUCUGGUGCUGUUGGUGGUUCACCUUCUUCCGCCGGUAUCCCUAACAAACAAGGCUUGAUCCUUAAUCGCGGUUCAAGUACCCAAAACCCAUUCAAGCAUACUACCUUGUAUGGCACAGAUGGCGCGGUGUUUGAGGCGAUGCUUAAUGGUCAUGUAGCCACAGUAACGCUCUACUGAUCAUCUAAUUUUUUUUAAGAAACAUGUCUUGCGUUCUUCUAUCUCGACUCCUCUUCGAGGCUACAUAAUUCUAGCGAUGUAGAACACCAAAAUAAAACAUCAGUCAUCAGUCA